GCUGUGCUCUGGGAAUGUUGAUGUUUUCCAGUGAGUGUAACUGAGGUCCAGAUGGAAUCCUUGGAGAGUCGAGUCUUACUGUGCAUAAUAAGACAGACCGCUGUUUAUGCACAGUGCCGACGCCUCUGAGCUUAAACCUCGCGGAAAGUAAAGCAUAGUCUGGGAGCCGAAAGGAGAAGCUGGGAAGAAGGCUGCCGACUUUGAAAUCCGAGGCGGAGGACUUGAGAGCGAGCGCUCAACCCGGAUUGGCCAGUGGGUGUCGUCAAGGCUUUACGCGCCUCUUCUAUUGGCUGGUGUCUGCAGUCGUCGCGGCGGGCGAGCCUUUUGCCCACGUACUUCCGUGCAGGGGGCGGGGCUGCGUCCUGUUGUGCAUGCGCACAACCAGGAAGCCCCACCCGGUAGUUGAGGAACCUACGGAGGGGGCGGGGCGAAGCGGUGCUUGUUUUGGUUGUGUUUCCUCUGAAGCCGAAUCCCGGAACCAGGUAGCAGGGAGCUCGGCCGGCCUUGGAGGGAGACAAGGCUGGGACCAAUCCGUCUCUGUACCGUCCCACUGGACUUCACAUCCGGGAUCUCCUCCUGGGCGUGACCCGCGUCCCGUCUGCGGUCCUCGAACCGGUGUCCUGAUCUCUUUAUCCAGGCCUUGCUGUUCCCGUCGUGCCUCGCGCACAACCGUAGCCCCCUCAUCCGGGUUCUCUCCCGGCGUUCUCCGCGUUUGCUUUGCUGUGGGGUACUUGGCGGUGCCGCCAUGACUAUUCUCCCCAAAAAGAAGCCGCCACCUCCCGACGCCGACCCGGCCAACGAACCGCCGCCGCCCGGGCCGCUGCCCCCGGCGCCUCGGCGCGGUGCGGGUGUAGGCGUGGGUGGCGGCGGCACGGGCGUGGGCGGAGGAGAGCGCGACCGUGACUCCGGCGUCGUGGGGGCCCGUCCGCGGGCUUCGCCGCCACCUCAGGGCCCGCUCCCGGGGCCGCCUGGUGCUCUUCAUCGUUGGGCACUGGCCGUGCCGCCUGGCGCAGUCGCGGGCCCUCGGCCACAGCAGGCUUCUCCACCUCCUUGUGGGGGCCCCGGUGGCCCCGGCGGCGGUCCUGGUGACGCUCUUGGUGCGACAACUGCGGGGGUGGGCGCGGCAGGGGUGGUGGUGGGCGUGGGUGGUGCCGUGGGCGUGGGCGGCUGCUGCUCGGGGCCCGGGCACAGCAAGCGGCGGCGUCAAGCUCCCGGCGUUGGCGCAGUUGGCGGGGCCAGUCCGGAACGUGAAGAGGUCGGAGCGGGCUACAACAGUGAAGACGAGUAUGAAGCUGCCGCAGCGCGAAUCGAGGCCAUGGAUCCCGCCACUGUAGAACAGCAGGAGCACUGGUUUGAAAAGGCCUUGCGGGACAAGAAAGGCUUCAUCAUCAAGCAGAUGAAGGAGGACGGUGCCUGUCUAUUCCGGGCUGUAGCUGACCAGGUGUAUGGAGACCAGGACAUGCAUGAGGUUGUUCGAAAGCAUUGCAUGGACUAUCUGAUGAAGAAUGCUGAUUACUUCUCCAACUAUGUCACAGAAGACUUCACCACCUAUAUCAAUCGGAAGCGGAAAAACAACUGCCAUGGCAACCACAUUGAAAUGCAGGCUAUGGCAGAGAUGUACAACCGUCCUGUGGAGGUGUAUCAAUAUAGCACAGAACCUAUCAACACAUUCCAUGGGAUCCAUCAAAAUGAAGAUGAACCCAUCCGUGUCAGCUACCACCGGAAUAUCCACUAUAAUUCAGUGGUGAAUCCUAACAAGGCCACUAUUGGUGUGGGGCUGGGCCUACCAUCAUUUAAACCAGGGUUUGCAGAGCAGUCCCUGAUGAAGAAUGCCAUAAAGACAUCAGAAGAGUCAUGGAUUGAACAGCAAAUGCUGGAAGACAAGAAACGAGCUACAGACUGGGAGGCCACAAAUGAGGCCAUAGAGGAGCAGGUGGCUCGAGAAUCUUACCUUCAGUGGCUGAGGGAUCAAGAGAAACAGGCCCGCCAGGUCCGGGGACCCAGCCAGCCCCGGAAAGCCAGUGCCACAUGCAGUUCAGCCACAGCAGCAGCCUCCAGUGGCCUGGAGGAAUGGACUAGUCGGUCCCCACGGCAACGAAGUUCAGCCUCGUCACCUGAGCACCCUGAACUGCAUGCCGAGCUAGGCAUUAAGCCCCCUUCCCCAGGCACUGUGUUAGCUCUUGCCAAACCUCCUUCACCCUGUGCACCAGGUACAAGCAGUCAGUUCUCAGCAGGGGGUGAUCGGGCCACCUCUCCUCUUGUGUCCCUCUACCCUGCUCUGGAGUGCCGGGCCCUCAUCCAGCAGAUGUCCCCCUCUGCCUUUGCAGGUCUGAAUGAUUGGGAUGAUGAUGAGAUCCUAGCAUCGGUGCUGGCAGUAUCCCAACAGGAAUACCUAGACAGUAUGAAGAAAAACAAAGUGCACAGAGACCCACCCCCAGACAAGAGUUGAUGGAGACCCAGGGACUGGACAUCAUUCCCGAUCCCCCACUCCUGCCCUUUGAUGCCACCCAAACUUCUUUGGCUUUCUUCCCUCUUGGCUUCCUUCUUUUGUUUCCUCUUUUCCUUUUUUUUCCACUUCCCUCUGGCCGGCCCACCCAUGCGCUCCAUCCAUCUCAUCCCUGCCACUACCAUUGGUCUCUGCCAGCUGAAGUGCCCUAUUGCCCCCGCACAGCACCAUCUCAGCAUUCCACAGGGGACUCUGGAAAGGGUGCGGAAGGUAGGCAAGAGGCCCACAGAAGAGAGACAUUCAGACAAAGGAAGUCUUCUGCUCACCCUUCCUUAAAGAUCAGAUAAACUUGUCAUCCCUUCCCAGCAAUGAUGACAGGAAAAUGGAAGUGGCAAGUUUUCCUUCUAGUAUCCGAAGAAUCUGAGCCUUCACUGUUAAAUUUUUCUUAAUUAAAAUGUGCUUUGUUUCACAAAAUCGACAAAUCAAAAUCAAUGUUCAUGGCCAUGUUGGUCCUUUGAGGAUGGCAUCUCUGGUUUGGAGCUAGGCAGGCUGGCCAUGGGACAGAAAGGGCAGGAAAAAGAUGGAUUUCUGCUGUCUUUUGGCCCCUAGUUCCUUGGAAGGGCAAAGGCUAUGAGGCAAAGGGAGGUGGCAGGCAUUGCAGGCGGCAGACUGGCUUUGGACAGUGAGACCCUGACCUUGCUGCAUUGCUUUGCCUUCACCACCGCUAGUCUGUUUGGAAGGCUUGAGGUGGGGUAUCUUCAGAAAUCAUGGCCACUACCCAAGAUCUGAAUUUAGGGAGUGGGAGCAGCCUCAGCAGAUGGGGCACCCGUGCACUGCAGGUGUUGACAAGAUCCACCAUCUGUAAUGUCCUUGGCACAAUAAAACCAAAUGUCAGUUUCCCUGAGCAACUCUAUUCUGUGUGGGACAGGGGUGGAUGGGCCUCUGGGAAGCACAGGAUUUGGCUUGACCUGAGGUCUGCUUGUUCUCCAGUAGGUGCUGUCUGUAAGCUGGGGUUUAUCUUUGAUCUUCUGUUUAUUAACUUCUUGUAUUGAGACUGAUGGCAGAGAAUCUCUAGAGCCCAGGCAGACUGAGACUAACCUAACCACAUAACCAAGAUUGUUUCUUAAAAGAACAAAACCAACAACAAAUAACUCAACAACUGGUCGUGGUCAUGCCUUUGAUCCCAGCACUGAGGAGGGCAGAGGCAGAGGUGGAUCUUUUGAGUUUCAGGCCAGCCUUGUCUACAGAGUAUAGUUGCAGGCCAGCUGGGCUAUACAGCAAGAUGCUUUUAUUAAAAAUCAUAAACUUCAGAACCCAAUCGAUGAAACUGAAGCCCCUACUCCCACCUACCAUAUUUGCAUUCGGGAGCCUAGGGCUAAUUUAAAGGACUGUAUGAGCCAGAGGCCAAGACUGGUGUCUGAAUUUCCACUCUCAACCUUAAUGCUCAUUCAUUCUUGUGAUAAUCUGAUGAAAUAAACAAUCGAUAAUGAGUUACAUUAGUUCAGUGACCAGAGGUGGCCCUUGCCCAACUGGGUUUUAAACGUUGGAGGAUGAAAUGGCUAAAUCCUUUUUUGUUGUUUGUUCCUCAGGUCUGUUGACACCUCUGUCCAUACCCCUCCUAGGGUUUGUAAAGCCCAGCUAGAGAAGGCUGGCUGGCCCUCAGGUUUUCCUCAAAGCAGUCUUCUCCCCAACGCCUCAGUGGGGUCCUUUCAGAAGGCUGUGUAGGGUGGCCCUAUAGGUGAGGGUAUGGCUUGCCCAGUGGGUGGCUACAGGAUAUCUGAAAUACGUGGUCAAGCAUGAGCACGCCAAGAGGGUUGAUUCAUUUCAAAUCUACCUGCCUUGUCUCACUGUGUGGCUUUGGGCUCUCUUUGACUUUAAAGUGUCCCAUCUGCAACUACAGGGGUCAUUAAUGUCUGCUACCUCAUGCUCUCUGAUUUGUGAGUAUUGACAGAGAAUGUGUAUGGUCAAUAAUGUACUACUGGGAACAGUACCUGGUACACUCUUAGAGCACAAAUGUUGGGGUUAUUAUCAGACUUUAGGGGUGGGGGUAUUACCGUAUUUUGUAAGUUUGUACCAUUUGGCCUCAGCCUGACUCUUGCUACUCUUGGCUUUUACUUGCAAUUUGCCCUAACCCUAUCUUCAGCAACCAUCCUUAUUUGUCUUUUAAGACAGAGGGAUCACCUGAGAAAACCCUGUGUGAUCCCAUUCGCACUCUCCCUUCUGUCUACGACUAUUCCCAAGAACUGUACUAUAAAUAAACUUCUGGGCUGGGGCUGUGAUGCUUA
Messenger RNA from Mus caroli (Ryukyu mouse), 4731 nucleotides. It is a transcript of the gene Otud5, whose product is annotated as OTU deubiquitinase 5. Gene Ontology annotation, biological process: protein deubiquitination. The record is from RefSeq and is a predicted model, not a curated record. Gene Ontology annotation, molecular function: cysteine-type deubiquitinase activity; K63-linked deubiquitinase activity. Lineage: Eukaryota; Metazoa; Chordata; Mammalia; Rodentia; Muridae.